Eptesicus fuscus (big brown bat) is the source of this 5537-nucleotide messenger RNA. RefSeq names its product transmembrane protein 185B (gene TMEM185B). NCBI's taxonomy places the organism in Eukaryota, Metazoa, Chordata, Mammalia, Chiroptera, Vespertilionidae. The record is from RefSeq and is a predicted model, not a curated record. Bases 496 to 1482 code for a protein of 328 amino acids. The transcript has 2 exons.
AGGAUGUGAGCUCACUCCGCCUCUCGGCUCCCGGCACCACCAGGAAGCGUCCACCGAGGUCGCGGCCCGCUCGCUGCCAACGGGCCGGCUGCGGGGUCAGCAGCGCGCCGAGCCCGAGCCCGAGCCGCGCCCCCGUUCCCGCCGGCGCCACACGCAGGAACCGCCUUUGGAACCGGUAUGGAGUGAAGGCGGGCGGCGGCGCGGCCCCAGCAGCGCCGCGCUCGUGGACCCCGCGCAGCCCAGGGCGGCGGGCCGCGGCGGCGAGGGGUGUGCACGCCACGCCCCCGCGCUUCCGCCGGCCACGUGACCGCGCGCACGUGCUCCAGCGCCUCGGCGCCGCGGGUCGCUCCCUCGGCCGGGCUGCCCCCAGCCGCGGCCCCCCCGAGGCGACGCGGGCCGGGCGGCGAGGACGGUAGACCCUGGGAGCGGCGGAGACUCGGCGCCUGCCGAGCGGAGCGGAGCCGCCGUCCCGGGUGGGCCAGCAGUGGCCUCGCCAUGAACCCCAGGGGCCUGUUCCAGGACUUCAACCCGAGUAAGUUCUUGAUCUACGCCUGCCUGCUGCUCUUCUCGGUGCUGCUGCCCCUGCGCCUGGACGGCAUCAUCCAGUGGAGCUACUGGGCCGUCUUCGCCCCGAUAUGGCUGUGGAAGCUCCUUGUCAUUGCAGGCGCCUCCGUGGGUGCGGGCGUUUGGGCCCGAAACCCUCGCUACCGCACCGAGGGGGAGACCUGCGUGGAGUUCAAAGCCAUGCUGAUCGCCGUGGGCAUCCACCUGCUGCUGCUCAUGUUCGAAGUCCUGGUCUGCGACAGGGUGGAGAGGGGGACCCACUUCUGGCUGCUGGUCUUCAUGCCACUCUUCUUCGUCUCCCCCGUGUCCGUGGCUGCCUGCGUGUGGGGCUUCCGACACGAUCGGUCCCUGGAGCUGGAGAUCCUGUGCUCCGUCAACAUCCUGCAGUUCAUCUUCAUCGCCCUGCGGCUGGACAGGAUCAUCCACUGGCCGUGGCUGGUGGUGUUCGUGCCCCUCUGGAUCCUCAUGUCGUUCCUCUGCCUGGUCGUCCUCUAUUACAUCGUCUGGUCCCUCCUGUUCCUUCGGUCCCUGGAUGUGGUUGCCGAGCAGCGAAGAACACACGUGACCAUGGCCAUUAGCUGGAUCACCAUUGUCGUGCCCCUGCUCACUUUCGAGGUCCUGCUGGUUCACAGAUUGGACGGCCACAAUACGUUCUCUUACAUCUCCAUAUUCGUCCCCCUUUGGCUUUCAUUAAUAACUUUAAUGGCCACGACCUUUAGGCGAAAGGGGGGCAACCAUUGGUGGUUUGGUAUUCGCAGAGAUUUCUGUCAGUUUCUGCUUGAAAUUUUCCCAUUUUUGAGAGAAUAUGGGAACAUUUCAUAUGAUCUACAUCAUGAAGAUAGUGAAGACGCUGAAGAAACAUCGGUCCCAGAUGCUCCUAAAAUUGCUCCAAUAUUUGGGAAGAAAGCCAGGAACUGAAAACAGGCUCCAAACGCCGUCAUCUCAUGCCUUGGAGAUUGAUGCCUGUCAGUGACUCAUCAGUGUAUGCCAUAGGUAGGGGGUUAUUUGAAAUGUGGUGAUGUGUGUGGUGUGUGACAUGUGAGAAAACUUGCUUCCCAGAUUGGUGCUUCAAGAGCUAACGGGGAGCAGUAAGUUAAAUUGUUAUAGUAGGUCCUCAAAUGGAAUAAUUACACAGCUAAGGCUUUUUUAAAGUGGUACUACACAUAUCAAAAGUAUUGUUAUAAAAAGUAUUUUUAUACACUGCUAGCCUAAAAUUGUAUUUCAGAUUGUGCCUGUUGCGACAAAAUUGAAAGCAAAUGUAAAGACUUCUGUCUCCCUUUACCUGUUUAUAAACCUCACGGUUGUUAUUUUUAGUGUUCCUACUGUUAAAAUGGUUUUUCUUUGGGCUUUACUGAUACUAGUCUUUGAUAGCCUACUAGAUGAAAUAUUUUAAUGCAGUGAGUCCAUGCAUAUAUGAUAUUUAUAUGACUAUUUUAACACUGUAAUAUGUUGAAUUCUAGUUCUGUGCAGUACAACGUUUUAUGUUCAAGUAUUUUUUAAGUUUAUAUUUGAAGAUACAUGUCUAUUGUGAUAUUCUUCAAGAUUGCUUAAACCAUUCAUAUGUACCCAGUGUAGGAUCUGUCAAAGUACAGGCAUGAAUAUAGGGGUUUAAAAUCCCAAGGACCUUAAUACUCAGGUGUUAGGUGACCCAGUCUGCACAGUUUUACAUUCUCUCUUAGAAGAAGGAGCCACCAUCCUUUGGGAACAAGUGACAUGCUCCAGUGUGGUACCAGAUCAUAAAGUGACACUUAAUCAGCACCUUGAAUUUUCCCACACAGGUUGUCACAACUGUUCAGAAACACCUGAAGAAAGCAAGUGGUUGGUCCAUUUCUAGGAAUUUUACAGUAUUCAUUGACCAUAAUGUAAAGUAUUGCUUGUCAUUGGAAGCUUAAGACAGUGACUUUAGCCAGAAAUGGCCAACAGGAUCACAGUAUUAUUUUAAGGUCCAAAUUUUUUUAUCUAUCAGCAACAGAGAAAUAAUUUUUCCGGUGUAAAGAAAGCAUAAUAUUUAAGUACUGGUGAUGUACCAGAGAAUCAGAAGGCAGAAGCUAGAUCCUGGGAGAGUAAUGUUCUUCUGACUGAGAACAAGUAAAUACUUUCAGAAGGAGGUUAACGGAAAAAUGAGUAUUGAUAAUAUUACUGGGGAGAAAACUGGAGGAAAUUCCUUUUUAUUAGCAACUUGGUGAAAAUCUAAAUUGUGCUUCCUGUGAAUUACGUAAAUAAGUUACCCGGUGAGGGGACAUGCUCGCUACAAAAGCCGACCCCGGGACCCUGGCACCUGAAAGCCUGAGGUGCCGCAGCUCAGUUUGGUCAGUGAGGCCUGAGCCAAGGUCACCAGCGUGCACACGCGGUCCGUCCACACCAGCUGUCGAUGUGGGAAGCAGGCCUGGACAGCGGUGGAUCUAACAUUUCGUAAGCAAGGAUUCAUUCAUUCCUUGUUUCAAAUAUUCAUUGAGGACCUACCUACCUACUCUGAGCCUCCCUACUCUGGUGUUGGGAAGUGCAGAUACAGUGGAGAGCAAUUCAAACCUGGCUGCCACAUGCACAAAGAAUACAAUUGAAAGUGACAAGAAGGUAGGGCCGACCUGUGGGAGGGAACAGGCCAAGAGCAGGGCAUGCAAAACGCACGGAAGGAUGCUGCUGCCCUUGGGGUGAUCUUCACCUGGAACUUCAGUCCCAUCUCUGUUGUCCGGACCCCACUGUCCCCUGAUUGACCUUCAUCCCCAAGUAAUAUCUCCGACAUGGACCUCAGUAAGGUCGAGGAGUGGAGGAGCCGGUUUCCGGAGGGAUCGAAGGGCAGACUUGGGGGCAACAGUGGGAUUCCUAGUCCCUCCUGGCCACAGUGUCAGGCCAGGGGCUGGUUGGGAUCUAGAACAAUCUCUCCUGACCUGACCUGCCUUACCUGCUCUACCCCAAGGUGGCUUCGUGUUGGAGAGCCUGUGCCUGAGGGUAAUUGCAGGCUUUCUCACGCAGCUGGGUCGUCCCGGGUCAGGCCUCUUUCCGGCCUCAGGACCAUUAAGUAACCUGGGAGUGAUGCUUGUAGAAAGCUGUUUAGUCUGCAUAUUAACAGUCUCAGCUGUGCCUGGGGAUUUACCUAAUUGCCAUGUACCUCUGACCACAGUGUUUAGCAUGUGUCAGAUUCUGUAACUGGUUUCUCCUGUACUAGUUGUAUUUGUAUUAUUAUGACUAUGUUUUAGUCAUAUUUUGCGGAAAAAUAUCCUCAGAAAUCUCAGUGGCCCGCAGUGACAAACUCUCACCCUCAGGGCUACCGGUCGCUGCAGCAGUUGGGCUGCAGGCUGUGGGUCUGACGAGGCCUCCACAGGCAUCCCUUUUUCUGGUCUGGGUCCCAGGCAAAGGAGGAGCAUUCCUUGGGGCAUGUUCUCUCUCAGCAGAAGCACAAGAGGCCUAGCCAAAUCCUGCAAGCAAAAAUGUAGCCCCUGCUCACAGUGAUGUGUGUCGAGUGUGCAUGCUUUGUUGGCCACAGCACAAGGCCAAGGCCAACCUCCGUGGAGUGGGCCAGUACACACCCAAGGAAUAGUAACAUAGUCGGCACAGAUGUUGCAAGAUAGUUUUAAAGAUGGAAGAGAACAUUUGUGGACGGUUAUGAAUGACUUUUCCCCUCUGUUUUACAAGCAUUCUUUAAUUUUGGAAGUUAAUUGUUUCGUACUGUAAUAAUCAUUAGAAGAGUAGCUGUGAGGCACGGGGGUAGGUUUGAAGUGAGAUAAGGAAGACCCUGCAUUCAGACCCCUUUGUAGACUGGACGGGUACAGGGGGCACCGCACCAGAGUGUCAUGACGGUGCUGUACCCGGGGCUUGCAGGGUGCCUUAGAAAGGGCAAGUGUGGGCACAAGGACACCAGCUGGGCAGAGUCGCCCUGGGAAACUAGGAAGAAGCAGUCUGGACAGGCCGGGCAGCACCCUAAAUGAGGAAGGGGAAGCCUUCUCAGCCAGCCCUCCCCAGGGGUCUGGACGGCAUACAACAGGCCCAGCUUAAGUAAACUGUCGGGAUCCAUGUGGCUCAGACUGAGAGGAAUUCUGGGAUCCUGCUCAGCAGGCACAGGGAUGGAGAGACGUGCAGAAGGAAACCAGGCAAGGCUGUCCCUCAGGGACCAUUGGUGAGGAUGCCACUUGGCACUAACACCUGAAUAGUAAGUGCCCCCGGUGUCACCCCACUGCCAGUUAUUCCUCAGUUGUCUCGCCAAGUUAAGGUUCCAGGAAGGGGGACGUGACUGGGAAGCCGCAGGAAUGCGCUCAUUCUGCAGCUUCCGGAGCGUGGGGAGAGGUGGUCUGGCGUCUUUGGCUCCAGGAGGAGGCAGGACUCUGCGGAACACGCUCAGCAGAGGAUUUGCCCAAAAAGGAGGGGUGUCCAGAUGCUGGGUAACCACAGACAGUGAUGGAGUGUGCUACGCUGAGUCCCUUGGCUGGCUGGCCGGCUGAAGUACAUUCUUCCCGUGUCACACGGCAAAAAUCUUGGCCCACCUCGUGUGCUACAGCUGGCCCUGCGGCACGGCAGGCUUGUCCCUUCCUGACGGGAGAAGGGAGACAAUCGGAGCUGCUUCUUCAACUGCCUCAUCCAACUCCUAACCGAGGACACUCAGAGGUGCCUUCCUCCUCUGGUUUGUCAUGGUCCUCUCAGUGUAUUCUAGAACGUGUGCACGAAAGCUAACUGCCACAGCCGCCUCCAGUGCGGUCCACGGACCCGGGAGCCCAGAGUCCUCCCCCAGUGACGCUUCUGGCAGGAGCGGACUUCCUUUGUGUUCUCCAACCAAGACCACACACUGCAGCAGGACGGGGACAUGGGCAGAUGAGAGUGCAACCCGCCUGUUAGCCAGACAUUAAAGCUCUGCAGAGAUGCAGGCCGAUGCCACUCUUCCACUCACUGCUUUUGUUUUUGAAAGUUUGGUUUUUAAAUUUUAUAUAAAGUGAAUAUGUAAUGGAUUGUUUUUAAAUGAGGUAAUACAUUUUUAAAAGUUA